Molecule: messenger RNA, 1972 nt
Organism: Corticium candelabrum
Lineage: Eukaryota; Metazoa; Porifera; Homoscleromorpha; Homosclerophorida; Plakinidae
Product: transmembrane protein 50A-like
Exons: 5
Coding region: 20-421 (133 amino acids)
Biological process (GO): late endosome to vacuole transport via multivesicular body sorting pathway; protein targeting to vacuole
Source: RefSeq, a predicted model, not a curated record
GCUUCAGUUAGCGAAAACAAUGAGUGGCUGUCUCGAUAAUGUCCGCUGUUAUUGCCCAGAGUGGACCUGCUGUGAGUUUCUAAGAGACGUAGAGUGGAGCGAACAUCGCAACAGAUUCGCGUCCAUUUUUUCUGGAAUAUUUUUCUUCGUUGGCUGGUGGAUCAUCAUUGACGCAGCCGUGUAUCCCGGAUGGAGCCUUCCUGGUCGUUUUCACGCUGUGGGCGUCGUAUCGACUUUGGCAUUUUUCUUGAUUAAUGCCAUAUCAACUGGGCAGCUUUCUGGUGACAACUACACAGAUGGGUUCAUUGGACAAAGAGGUGCUCGAGUGUGGAUGUUCAUUGGAUUUCUCAUGGCUUUUGCUGGCUUGAUUGCUGCUGCAUGGAUUCUAUUUGGAGUUUACGUUGUUCCACCUCAAAUUUAGUUUUCUGUUCGAGUGAUCUGGACGACAAUAAUGGAUGGUUUUGUAAUGACUUUAGUCCUUCUCUGAAACAAGAAAAUCUUUCAGGAUGAGAGUUGUUAGUAGCUUUCUUCGUUGCCAAUGAUCUGACGCAGCCAUCUUUAGAUGUUAAGAACCAACCGAGCACGUUUGGCAGAUUGCAAUUGAAUAGCUGCAUUGGAUAAAUGAGGCAAUCCUAAGCCUCCUUUGGAGAUAUCCAAAUACAGUUGAGCUGAACAAGCAGAACUAUGUCAUUUGCACCAUUUCUUUAGAUAAAAAGUUAUGAUGUUGUCAAGUGUUGCCUUCAUCCAACUUGGGGCUAGUGGCAGCAGACAGAGAAACCGUGUGAGUCUUGGAUAGACACCAUGAUGGUAUACUAUCAGUUUCCUUUGGAUAUGAUAGGGCAAGAGUCAAGUUUCUUCAUCAAUUCUUCAACUUUAUUUUUCAAAAAGAUCUUGUAUUCAUUAGAUGUUAAAUCACCAUUUAUAGGCAUUCACAGAAAUUUUGAAGGUCUUAUUGCCAAGGAAGGGAAUGGUCUGCCCACAUAUUGAGAUAGAUGGGUGAUGGUUGUGACAUUUAGUUUGAUAUGACAAUUUCAAGCAACUACAUUUUGGCACCUUGAUGACUAUGAUUGACCAUUGACACCAUUUGGACACUAUAUCACAAAGUUUCUGCAGGCCCUUGGACAAAGUCACAUCAUCGGCAAAUAGAAGGGCAUCUAUCACAUAAGCUGAUCUAUUCAGUCUGUAACCAAGUGCUGGUGUAACUUGUUUAAGUUGAAUUGCAAGGGUGUUAAUAACUGUGUUAAUAACAAUCAAUGAAAAUGGAUCACCCUGAAACACUCCAAUCUUACAAGGAAGUAGUGAAGUAGACCAUCUCUUUGUAGUUACCGUCACUUGCAAAUCAGAGUAGAGAUUUUCAACAACCAUUUAAAGGAACAUGAUGUUGUUUGAAACUUUGUUUGAUCAACCAGUGAGGCACCGAACCAUAUGCAUUGGCAAAAUCCAGCCAACAGACAGAUAGAGUGUGUCUAUUUCUCUUAGAAUCCAAAAAAGCAGACCAUAGUUUGAAAUGAUGAUCAUGUGUGCCACUGACACCAGGAAGAAAGCUUUUUGAAUACAAGUAUUCAUUAAGCUAUUUUGUAACAGGAAGUCACACCAACAAUCUUUUAGGAUUGUAGUAUAGAUUUUACUAAUACAUGGUGUCAAUGCAAUAGGUUUAGCUGGAUCUGAUGGACUUUCUGUUGCACUAGAUUUAGGGAUGAGACGUAUAACAGGUACGGCUAUUAUCAUAGUUGCCGCUGUGAAAUAGGCCGUAGUAUCGACAUCCAUCCCUACCGUAUACAUGUGAUGAGCUGAAACAAUAAAACCUAAUAUUCCAAUUGAUAACAUUGCAUAAACCAUUCCUAAAUACCCAAAUAUUUGGUUCUUUGCCGCAAAUGUUGGUACAAUUUGAGAUAUCAUUCCAAACCCAGGUAAUAGUACUGUGCAGGACAACCAGCAAUUGUUAAAAAAGGGCCAAGAGAGCUGGAAUUAG